Molecule: messenger RNA, 1155 nt
Organism: Besnoitia besnoiti
Lineage: Eukaryota; Apicomplexa; Conoidasida; Eucoccidiorida; Sarcocystidae
Product: SAG-related sequence SRS38C
Exons: 1
Coding region: 1-1155 (384 amino acids)
Cellular component (GO): membrane
Source: RefSeq, a predicted model, not a curated record
AUGGGUCAAAUGCGGGCGUACGACGCCACGACCGCUUACUCGAGUGUGGCUCGUCAUGGGAGCCAGGUCUCGGGCUCGGCACUCCAUCGAAAAGUGCCGACCAGAUGGCCGCUGUCUUUGUUCAGUGCUUUACUAGUGCAUUUACUUGCUUCUCUGGAGAUUGAGGGUGUGCCGUUUUGUCUUGUCGGUGAGUGUGCGCAACCGGCACAACCUGACUGUACGGAGACGCCAGGGAAGACCACGUGCAGAUGCGUUGACAACGCAGCGAAGUCGCUGAGCGCCACCAUAUCAGAAACACGAAAAACGUUGGAGCUUCAGUGCCCGGAUUCGGCGACGAAGUAUGCACCUGAUGGGUUGAAAGGAGCAAACGUGUGCGCGGCAAGUACACAGAAGCUGACUGAAUGUCACAACUGCAACCCAGAGGACAAGUGCAUGGACGUCAACGAGCUUCUGUCUGGGACAGAGAAGGUGAAGUGGAAGUCGGAGACACCCGACAGCGGAAAUGGCCCACGGACUCUCACUGUACCGAAGGACAAUCUUCCCUACGUCGACCAGCAAUUCAAGGUCGGCUGCCUCGAUACGAGCGGUGAAACAGAAAAAUGUUCGGUGACUGUUGAACUCGAGGCGAGGAAAACUUCGAGAACGAACAACACUGUGACCUGUGCCUACGGGAAAGAAAGCAACGAAGCACACGAGACCAUCACACUCAACCCCGCGAACAACUCCUUCACCCUGUUGUGCGGGACGGACGGAGAAGUGCUGCCCAAAAACUACCAGGCGAACUACUGCCCAGUCGACGAUGCACAGAAAGAUGUCUCCACCCCAUGCGGUGGCGACUACAAGAGUAUUUUGCCGGAGUACGGAAGCACCUGGUGGAGCCCCGAAACGGUCAAAGGUGGCGUCACGCUGGCAAUUCCAACGGAGAAGUUCCCGGAGCAGACUGCGAAGAUUCGAGUAGGCUGCCUAGCGAGAGCUGCUUUGACCAGAGGUGACACCACACAAGAUCCUGAACAGAAGACAACUGUUUGCAACGUCGAUGUGACGAUCGAAGGCACAGGAUCACCUAGCGCUUCUGCAUCUCCGCUCGUACCCACGGAAGUCGUUGCGGGGUUGUCAGUUAUUGUCUGGAGUGGUGCACUGGCUUCCCAUGCCUAG